GGCCGCAACUUUUCCUCUGUUUGAAUCUGAUUAAACGCCUCUCUGUAAGUAGGCCUGUGCAAAACAUCUCAAACCAAGUAAAGAAGUUCUUCAUAGAACAACAGAGCAGCAUUAUUUAUUGAUUAUUUCAAGAAAUGGGAGUUGGAGGCACUCUGGAGUACUUGUCUGAUCUAAUGGGCAGUGGCCACUACCACAAGAAGAAGAGAAAGCAGUUACAGACCGUAGAGCUAAAGGUGAGGAUGGACUGUGAUGGCUGUGAGCUUAAGGUCAAGAAAACCCUCUCUUCACUAAGUGGAGUGAAAUCGGUGGAAAUUAACCGUAAACAGCAGAAGGUGACAGUAACUGGGUAUGUUGAACCAAACAAGGUGCUCAAGAAGGCCAAGUCAACAGGGAAGAAGGCUGAGAUUUGGCCUUAUGUACCCUACAACUUGGUGGCUCAACCAUAUGCUGCUCCCGCUUAUGACAAGAAGGCUCCUCCUGGUUAUGUGAGGAAAGUGGAUAUUACUCCUACCGUUGGAACCGUGACAAGAUAUGAAGACCCUUACAUGAACAUGUUCAGUGAUGAAAACCCAAAUGCCUGCUCUAUCAUGUAG
This is a messenger RNA of Gastrolobium bilobum, 593 nucleotides long. Its product is annotated as heavy metal-associated isoprenylated plant protein 23. Bases 135 to 593 code for a protein of 152 amino acids. NCBI's taxonomy places the organism in Eukaryota, Viridiplantae, Streptophyta, Magnoliopsida, Fabales, Fabaceae. The record is from RefSeq and is a predicted model, not a curated record. Gene Ontology annotation, molecular function: metal ion binding. The transcript has 3 exons.